Molecule: messenger RNA, 414 nt
Organism: Rangifer tarandus platyrhynchus (Svalbard reindeer)
Lineage: Eukaryota; Metazoa; Chordata; Mammalia; Artiodactyla; Cervidae
Source: the annotation of a GenBank genome assembly
AUGGAGUCACAGGAUCGCUCAGCAAAGCCUUUCCGCUUGAUUUGUUCAGUCCCAGAUUUUUUAAUAUUAUUAUUGGAGUUUAAUUGCUUUGCAGUGCUGUGUUCGUUUCUGCUGCACCAAGUGAAUCAGCUCUAUGUAUACAUGUACCCCCUCUGUCUUGAGCCUCCCACCCUCCCAUCCCGCCCCUUAGGUCACCGCAGCACCGGGGAGCUCCCCGCGCUCUGCAGCUGCCUCCCACUAGCUGUCAAGGUUUUCCAGAUGGUGGUGACAUAUGUCAGUGCUGCUGCCCAGCUCGUCCCACCCUCUCCUUCCCACCCCAUUUCUACAUGUCCGCUCUCUACAUCUUCGUCUCCAUUCCUGCCUGCAGAUAGGUUCAGCUGUGCCAUCUUUCUAGAUUCCAUCUAUAUGCAUUAA